UCCCUGUUUUGGUUUAUGGAAUUGUUACAAAUGUAGAAAAUUGGGUAUUUCUUCGAUGGGCUGGCUCUUCGGAAGACCCAACAGUAGAGAUAUUUGAUUCAGUAAGUUAUGAUUUAAAUUACAAUGAUAUAACGCGAGCGAAGAAAGUCGUUGAAUAUAUCGUCUUCAUUCUUCAAUCACAAGCUCGUGCCCUGAAAGAUAGUUCAAAUC
Messenger RNA from Dentiscutata erythropus, 210 nucleotides. NCBI's taxonomy places the organism in Eukaryota, Fungi, Glomeromycota, Glomeromycetes, Diversisporales, Gigasporaceae. The record is from the annotation of a GenBank genome assembly.